ACCAAAUAUAUUGGGAGACGGGGCCAAAGGAGUAAAUUCUUCAUUAAUAAUCUAAUAUUCAGGUGCCACUGCAAUCUCAACUGUCUUGUUACCUGCAUAUACGUAAAGUGCGAUCAGUGGUGAAAAUAGAAAUAAAAUAAAUAUAAACAUUGUUACUCAAUACAACAAUUUGAAUGCGAUGUAUUUAAACAGUGUAAUCGAGUGAAGUGUUAGAAAUAGUGUGGAACUUUAUCAUCUAAACAUGCGUGUGCGAUGGUGGCGGGGUGUGUUAUUGUGCGCGUGCGCAUUGGUUCUGCGAAGUGACGCGUUACCACCGGCCACCCUUGGAGAUGUGGUCGCCAAUGCUGCUACCAGCCUGAAUUCUAUGAAAGUCACAGGAGCAUGGCGCAGGCUUUCGAGCACCGUAAGCGAAUCUGUAGGAUUGAAGCAUGCACUAAGACGGUUGCAGGCUGUACCAGCUCGCGCAGCCCGCCUCGUGCACGCGCUAGUGGACCGCAUGCGAGUUGGUGGCGGGCCUAUAGUGUCCACGCAGCUUGGAACAUUAAGAGGAAGAAAACUUGUCGCUAGAACUACGGCGCAAACUUCUUACUACAGUUUUAAAGGAGUCAGGUACGCGCAACCACCACGCGGUUCCCUUCGAUUCCGGCCACCUGUUCCUCUGGAGCCGUGGUCAGGUGUCCGAGACGCAUUAGAGGAAGGCGCUGUGUGCCCCCACAGGUUCAUGCUCUUCGACACCUACAAAGGCGACGAAGAUUGUCUAUUCCUUAAUGUAUACACACCAGCCUUACCUGAUAAGCUAACAGGAUACAAUCCAAAGUUGGCUGUUAUGGUAUGGAUACAUGGAGGUGCUUUUGCUGUGGGCUCUGGCAAUGCAUUCCUGUACGGGCCCGAUCACCUUGUGGGGGCUGGUGUGGUGCUCGUUACACUCAACUACAGGCUGGGAGCACUCGGGUUCUUAAGUCUUGAAACCGAGGAGGUACCUGGCAAUAUGGGUCUUAAGGAUCAAGUGAUGGCUAUGAAAUGGGUGCGAGAUAACAUUGAAAAUUUCGGUGGUGACCCGAAUCGAGUUACCAUUUUCGGAGAGUCCGCCGGAGCGGCAUCAGUACAUCUACAUAUGCUUUCUAAUUCGUCACAGGGUCUCUUCCAUGGCGCCAUUGCACAAAGUGGUUUGGCAUUGUCUCCUUGGGCAUUGGCGAAGGACCCUCAAGCUCGCGCAUUCGAACUUGGACGAGAGUUGGGCAUAGACACAAACAACACAGCUGAAUUGCUUGGUUACCUCCGAGCGACGCCAAGUGAACUUAUAAUAAAAGCUGGAGCUCGACUUACCGGUGCCAUAGGGAAAAAUGCGGACUUGCAGAGUACGGUGGCGUUACCUUUCCUUCCCGUGGUGGAACCUGACGUGCCUGAUGCAUUUCUUACAACAUAUCCGAAACAAAGCCUCCCAGGAGUUGAUGUUCCGCUGCUCACAGGCUACAAUGCACAAGAAGGAAUCAUAUUGUUUAGACGGCUGCAACGAGAUCCGAAGCUGUUAAGUGAGUUGGACCGCGAAUUUGAGCGCGUGGUUCCACCAGAGCUCAGUUCCCAUGAUGAGAAGACUGUCAAGAAGAUAGCUGACGUUAUCAGGGCUACUUACUUCCAGCAGCGGCCUGUUGAUAUGCGUAAUAUAAACAGCCUUAUUGAUCUUUUCACAGACAUAAUGUUCCUUCGUCCUAUAUUAGAAACUAUACGACUACAGGCUGAAACAAAUAGAACUAGUCCCACGUAUGUAUAUCGAUUUGAUUUCGACGGAGCGCUUGGACUCUUCAAACGAAUGUUAGGCAUAACUCACCCUGGUGCCUGUCAUGGAGACGAAAUGGGAUAUCUGUUUUACUUCUCAAGGUUGAACUACCGACUCGAUGAAGAUUCUCCAGAGUUGGCUGUUUCCAAGCGAAUGGUUCAGCUGUGGACUAAUUUUGCUAAGACCGGGAACCCUACACCGCCGGUAGACUACGAAUCUGUGGUGGACUUCAAAUGGCUUCCUGUGAAUGAUACAUCCCACGUUAAUUACCUCAAUAUUAAUAGAAAUUUCACUUUAGAGAAAGACCCAGAAUCUACAAGAGUACGUUUUUGGAACUGGCUCUAUGAAAAUUACGCAAAGCCGUGAAAAUAACAGAUCACUGGAAUUGGUUAAUGACUUAUGAAUGUCGGUGAUGAACAAGUAUAGUGUAUUUAGUGGAAAAUAAGUGAACACGUUUGUGCUAUAUCUAAUUGUGUGAAAAGUAUAAACUGGAUCUCAGUUCAUAGCCGCAUUAUAAAGUUCCAAGUGUGUACCCAUUAGUACCUAGAUAAUAAUGUUUAAUUCGCAAAGAUACCAGAACUAUGGUACAAAAUUAUAUAGUUUAUGUGAAUGUCAGACUAUGGACUGACUUUUACUGAUCCCAUUUUUAUUAGCAUUAUACUUAUUUAAAAACUGCUAAUAGUAGCUAAGGGCCAAACCGAUUAUUUUCAUGCACCGUCCCGUAUACAGCCCGCACACUUAUGUAACAUAGUGCGAAUGACAGUCAACAUUUUACUGUAAAUAAACUGUAAUAGGUUUGUACUAAGUGUUUAAAGAGAAUUUUGAAGAUAAUAUCUAUAAAGUCAAUUGUCUCAAUUGACAUUUAUCCCAAAAAUAUUUUUAUUCAUGUUUUAUGUAGUGUACGUACGUUUUAGUAAUAUUUACACUACCAGUAUAAUGCUCAGAAUAUACGACGACCCUAUCUGUAUAUCUAUUAGUAAUGUAUCAACUCACUAUAAUAGAUAAGAGCUAAGCCAAAUACAUGCAAUACGAAAAGUAAUUUAAAGUAAGUACUUUCCUAUAGAUUAUUCAACGAAUAUAAAAAAAGGAUUUUAUUUCAACUUUAUUAUAUUUCGUAUUUAAUCAUUCUUUUUUAAAUGAAAAUUGUCUUCGUUAAUAACGAAACGAACGAAAUAAGUUUUUUUGUAAGAAAAGUAACCUAUCAAAACAUAAGUAAAAUAUUUUUACCUACGUAUCAAAAAGUAAAAUACUAAAUGUGUAUGCAUCUGCUUAUCUACUACAUAAGAAGUAUUAGCUAUACUAUUGUACUAUUAUGCUAUAGGUAUAAGAUUAUAAAACUACUUUUCUUGUAAAACUCAAACUCGGAUUCGCAAAUUUUGAAUUUGCGAAGAUAAGAAAUUCUGUUUAUUUUCUCGCAAUAUUUUAAGAUUUUUGUUAUGUAAAAAAUCUUGAAUAAGUAUACAAAUUAAGAAUGUACACGAAUCUAUUCUGGAAUUAAUUAGAUAUCUAUUUAUAGCCAAAUAAAAUAUGUAUAUAAAUUCAAUAGAUAAGCAUGUAGAUACUUUGUAAAUUAUAUAAAAGUACAUACAUAUACCUAAUACUGUUUAGAAUAUUU
Achroia grisella is the source of this 3392-nucleotide messenger RNA. RefSeq names its product carboxylic ester hydrolase. The transcript is spliced from 10 exons. Lineage: Eukaryota; Metazoa; Arthropoda; Insecta; Lepidoptera; Pyralidae. Gene Ontology annotation, molecular function: hydrolase activity. The coding region runs from base 242 to 2143 and encodes 633 amino acids. The record is from RefSeq and is a predicted model, not a curated record.